UGUCAGCGUCGGCGUCGCGGUAUGAUCGAAAGAGUGCGUUGGCACGCGUUCACAAAAGUAGUGUGACUUGUGCACAACAAACAAACAAACACUGCGAGUAUCUAUACAAUAAAAAAAUACAUAUUAAGAAUAACAGGCACACAGAUAUACAUAUAAAUAUAUAUAUUUACUCGUACCAGCAGCUGCAGUGUGUGUGUUUGUGUGUGCUAUUUUCGUUUUCGGAAUUCUUGUAAAGUGAAAACGCUGCUUCAUUUAUAACGGACAGGCAGACUAGUUAAAAUGUGAGGGACGCUGCUGCCGUUUUUUUUUUUUUGGUUCUGUAUAUGACGAAAGCUAAGCAAUAAUUGACAACAGCCAAAAUAAUGAAAUACGCUAAUUUAAUAUAGAAUGCUACCCAGCUUGGACACCUUAAUGCGUUGCUCGAAGCGUGUGCUGCAAUCGCCGCUGGAGUCGGUCAAGAUGCGCAGCUCCACCACUGGCCACAGUAAGGCGCCAGCCGUCGGCCAAUACGGCCCCUUCACACCCGCCAACGAUCUGAGCUGCUCCGGCCGUGGCGAUUGUGUCAAUAACACUUGCGUCUGCGACAUCCGAUAUGCGGGCGAUGAGUGCGACUUCAUUAAUUUUCCCUACUACACGGGCAUAUCCACUGUCUUCUAUCUUGUGGCCCUCGUCUCGGUCAUUCAGCUGCUCAUUUGCAUUGUGGCCGAGUAUCAGCGGCUCAAGCAGCCAUCGAUUUUGCGCGCCUGUCGCCUCACCACACAGAAAUUGCUCUAUUUUAUGGUAUUUGUGGCAUCGUCGCUUCGCGGCGCCUACUUCACAACACCACUGCAGCCUCAAUGGGCAGUCACACUGAUGUCCGCCUACUAUCCACUCCUUAUGACCUGCGCCUCCCUCAUUGUCUGCAUGUGGGCCGAGAUUUUUCACUUGCGCGACAUUCGCUGGGAGAAGUCGCAGUUCCUGUCGAAGAGCUUUCUGGGCUUUGUGGCGUUCAACUUCUUCCUGUACAGCCUGUUUGGCAUCGAGGUCUUCAGCUCACUGAUCAACUCCGAGCGUCGCGAUUACGCUCACAUCUUUAACGGCUGCUACGCUGUGCUCCUACUGAUCGUCGUCAUCUUCUUUCUCAUUUAUGGCGUCGAGGUGUUCUUCAAGCUACGCGGCGGCUUUGUCUAUGAUCAGACGGGCAAAAUUCUAGGACCCAGCGAGGCAAUUGUAAAUGCCUCGCAGCUGCAUCAGUCGCGCCUUGGCCUGCUCAGCCAGGCCAUAAUGCUGAUUGUGAUUGUCGGUUUCCUCACCUCCGAAACGCUCGGUGAUUUCUGGAAGACCAAAGUGCCCGUCAAUUCGCGCAACUGGCACGAUAUCAUCUUUCGCAUCGCCGAAAUUGGUGUAGCCUUGUGGUUUCCCUGCUGCCUGUGGAACUGUAUGGCACCCGAACAGCUGUGGAUAUUGAAUCCACGCAAGCUGCUGUCGCGUCAGAUCGAUCCAUCUAUACCCACACUCAAUGCGGACAGCAAUAAGCUCUCGCCCGAGGAGGGCCAAACUUUCCUGACCAAAAAGGAUUGCUGGAUAUGCUAUGACAGCGAUAAGCCAGAGCCACUCAUCCAACCCUGUCGAUGCACGGGCGACGUCAGUUCGGUGCAUCACGAGUGCCUCAAACGCUGGCUGGUCGAGAGCUGUGGCAGCAAUAACGAAGCCCAGCUGGCCUGCAAGGUCUGUUCACAUCCCUACGAAAUUGAGAAGUCAAAAAAACUCGAGUGGGACAAGGGCUUUACCAUUCAGCAUUGGAUGAAGACGGUAAUACUGAUCACGCUGAUGUGUGUCACUGGUGCCAUGACCUGGGCUAUUAUACAAAUGUAUGUGGAUCCGUUGGUGCGUGUCCUGACCGUUGGCGUUGCUGUACUCAUUGGCUAUGUGUGCGUCAAGUGUCUGGGCGAGAACACUGUGGUCGCCUAUCAGCGGGCCAAGGUUAGCUCCAUUAAUAUUGUGACCAGCUCGGAGAUGGAGAAACUGCACACCAUUUGCGAGGAUGUCAGUGCCAGCACCUCCGCAGCAGCGGCAGCGCGUUCCGCCUCCUAAACGUACGACAAGUCCACAAGCAAUAUUAAGUUGAUGCCAUAAGGAAACAUCACACAUACAAACAUACAUAUUAUGAGCAUAUACACAAACAGACGAUGUAGACGAUACGUACGAUUUAGUUUAGAGAGCGCGUUUUGCACACAAUUUUUGCUCAACCCUCCCAAUAUCUUCCCAGCAAACUGUGUACAUAGGUUUUAAGUCAUUUAGCAAGUAGGAAAACGAUUCGAAAAAUCAAAACGAGUCAAUUUUGUCUCUCAAAUUAGCACGCAUUAUUCCAAGCGCGAUGUGUAUUAAAACAAAAAGAAAGAAAGAAAAAAACCAAGAAGCCAAAUAUUAUAUAAUCUAUAUUUUACAACCUACAUGCAUAAGCCAGUAUCAAUUAUAUUACACAGUAUACAGUAUAGUACACAAUACAACACAAUUAACGAGAAACGUAUUGAGAUUAUGAUGAUGAUGAUAAUGAUGAGAACACGUUGCCAAGUAGCUGGAGAAGUUUUUAACAAAUGAAAUACGAAAGUAGUUAACAAUGGCACCAGUCAAUGUCAGUCUAGCUGGGCAUGUUUGUAGUUUGUAGUUUGAAUACACGAUAAGUUCUUAAAUUGAAAAACGUACGCAAUUCGUACGUUUGUAUUGAGCACAGCUAUGUUUAUUUUGGCGAAUAUAAUUUUAGGCACACACAAAUAUCACACACUUGCAUACAUACAUACAUACAAAUAUUUGUAUUUUUUAAUUUGUAUUCAAAGCGAAAACAGUUCGCAGUAUACCUUAAGCCUAUACUUAACAAAACCUAAUUUAUAAACGAUAUAUACAUUUAUUUAUAUAAACGCCGCGCCCACAUUUGAAUUGUGUUAUCUAAAGCGAUUUUGCUAUGCAUAAUUUCAACAUAUUAUCAACAACAAAUCCCGAACACACAACAUAUUUACACUUUAAGCUAAUAUACAUUUUUGUGAUAAACCAGUUAAAUAUAAUUAUAACAAUUAUGAUAUCAAA
Molecule: messenger RNA, 3063 nt
Organism: Drosophila grimshawi
Lineage: Eukaryota; Metazoa; Arthropoda; Insecta; Diptera; Drosophilidae
Exons: 6
Coding region: 388-2073 (561 amino acids)
Molecular function (GO): zinc ion binding
Source: RefSeq, a predicted model, not a curated record